GAAAAGAAAGUCUAAACAUAGUGGCAUCUUUAAAGUCUUUCAAGUUUAAAUGGGUUUAAAUGCUCAUCAAUAAUUGAUAUUCAGGGGGCAACAAUUGAUAUUCAGGGUAAACUUCAGCAAAGGUUUGGUGACAAUUUCAUCAAUAAUCAGUAGUUAAUACUGGCCUGAACCCAAUUGUCUGGGGUUUAUACUUUUGAUUACAAAAGCAAAAAUUCCCGUUUCAGUUUGCUCUUCCUUCGUCUUUCUCGCAAACCCCAUCAUCGAUUCCAGGCUUUAUAGCUAAUAAAAGUGCCUAAUUUAUCCGCCAUUCAGCUAGUGAGUUUUUGUAAGCAAAUCAAGUGAAAAAAAAUAAUGGCUGGAAGAAAUCGUGGGCCUCCUGUGCCAAUCAAAGGUAUUGCACAUGGUGGGAUGCUUCCACCUGUUCACGAAUCUCCUCAGUUUGUGAGAGGCCGUGGGCCAGUUCCUCAUCCUGCAUUGCUGGAGGAAAUGAGAGAACCACCGAUGGGUAUGGAUCUUAGACAACUUCCUCCUCACCCUGCUAUUAUAGAGGAGAGAUUGGCUGUUCAACAUGAUGAGAUUCAAGGUCUGCUGAUUGAUAACCAGAGGUUGGCUGCAACACACGUGGCGCUCAAGCAGGAACUGGAAGUUGCACAGUUUGAGCUUCAGCGCACGCAUGAGUAUGCAGGUUUAUUGCAUGCAGAGAAAGAUAUCCAGAUGAGAGAACUUUAUGAGAAGUCUGUCAAAAUGGAUAGGGAUCUUCAGGCGGUGGAUAGCAUGAGGACUGAACUUAUGCGAGUACAUGGUGAUGUUAAGGAGCUAACUGCAGCAAGGCAAGAGCUUACAGCUAAGGCUCAAUUGAUGACUGAAGAUUUGGCUAGAAUGACUGCUGAGUUACAGCAGGUCCCUGCAAUAAAGGCAGAUAUUGAAGGUUUGAAACAAGAAUUGCAGCGAACUAGGACUGCUAUUGAAUAUGAGAAAAAGGGGUAUGCAGAGAAUUAUGAGCAUGGUCAGGUGAUGGAGAAGAAGUUAGUCUCAAUGGCAAGGGAGCUAGAGAAACUUCGUGCAGAGAUGGCAAAUGCUGAAAAAAGAGCUCGCGCUGCUGCUGCAAUUGGGAAUCCAGGUCCAGGUUAUAGUGCAAAUUAUGGCAAUGUGGAAAGUAUUUAUCCAGUAAAUCCCUAUCCUGCUAGCUAUGGCCUGAAUCCCAUGAAUCCCAUGCAUCCUGUGCAAACUUCCAUGGAAGGUUAUCCUCAAUAUGGACCUGGACCUGGUACCUGGGGUGCUUAUGACAUGCAGCGAGCUCAAGGACCCAGAUAAAUAAGUCCAUGCUAGACCGUGACCACUUAUUUUACCUUACUAAUAUCUGGUACUACAAAUUGGAUAUUGGCUUGUGUUGGAUAUGCUGUGUCAUGAUAGACUUCUUAAAGUCAUGUUGGACAUCUUUUUUCCUUGAGCAAAAGUAGACAUUUUGUAUGAUUUUAAUGCUAUGUCCUUGCAAGGAAAAGGAAAAUGUUGGUUUGUCCUGGCAUAUAUCUACUGGUUUUUCCCAUUUGUUCAAAUAAUUAUAAGUUUGUCUCUGUUUUGGAACGUACGAUGUACUGAUGUGAGCAGCAGAUUGUGCGAUUCAUAUGUCUGAGAGCAUAGAAAAUGUCCUAGAUGCUAGUCAUUUAUAUUUAAGUUGGUGCUAUGCCUUAUUUUCUUCCAUUGCUAGGACCAGUAGGGCAUUCCUCCUUGAUGAAUUGAACUACGAUUUGAAAUGAGUAAUAGGUAGACACAAUAGCUUAUUGGGUUUAUAACAUUGCAUCCUGUAGGCGUCCUGUCUAUCAAUACUGGAGGUUAUAUCUUGUCUCCUUCAUGUAGUAGUUGAAGUGAUGAGAUGGAGAAGAUUUCUUUUUAGGUUUAGACAAGCUUCUGACCCUUAUAAAUGUAGCUUUUGCUUCCAAAUUCAAGCAAAAACUAGAGCCUUAUCAGUUUUUUACUUAUAGCUGAACUUGUGGAAUGAGGGCUUUUAGUGGAGAAGGAAUUUUGAAUAUCUUAGACUUUGGUGCAUUACAGAUCUGUAGGCAGGUCUGAUUUAUUCCGCAUACAUCCUUGUGUGUUGGUUCCAUGUUUAUGUAUUCAGGAGGGCGGCCACUGGGGUGAGGGGGGUGGGAGGUGGAGGGUGAGUGUUUCUUUUUUUUUUUGCCUCCCUUAAUAUGUUAUUGGGUAGGUGGAGGGUGAGUGUUGGUUUGCCUGGUUCUGAGUUUCUAUAGAGCUUGCAGCUUUUGGUUGCACCAAAGCUCUUCAGCAUUCUUGUUAUAUUUGGCUUUCUAUCUUUAACUCUUUUCGGCGGAAUUGACUGUUCUAAAGCAGGCAAAGUCGACUCUGUGCAGUCGAUGUUUCUAGCUUUUGAUUUGAUUGCUCAAUGACUAGUUGGGAUAUGUUUUGUUCUGGUGAUAUUGCCUUUUCUUGCUCAGUGAGGAGAAUUAUUGUCUAGAGGAUAGAGCGGAUUCUGUUUGGUGUGGAGUCAUCUGACUACAAUUUAGUUUUUAGGUUUUAUUUUUGUUCUUUCUACGUAAAUAUAUUUAUGGGCGCUCUAUAUCUAUUGUCUAAGAACAGAUUUUCCCCCUAUUGAUGUGUCUUUGUUAUAGAAAAUGUUGCUCAAAAGAAGUAGAAGGUUAGGAUUGGCUUUUUGGGAUGAGUGUCAGAGUAUAAAGUGGAGUUGAGCAAGGCCUCUGCCCUCUAGUUUGCUAAAGGAUAAGCUUCAAAACAUGAUCUUUUACUUGUUGAGCUAAUCUUCCUGGUUGGCAACACUCUUUCUCCCUCUUCUCUCUCUUUCUCAUUCUCUCAACUUCAAGGCCAUAGUUGAGAUAAUCUUCCUGGUUGACAACACUCUCUCUCCCUCUUCUCUCUCUUUCUAAUUCUCUCAACUUCACAGCCAUAGCUUGAGAGGAAAUUUAGUGUAGUACAUUCUGUUAAAAAAAAAAUAUUCUCUUAAGCCAGCCGAAUUUUUAUGUGCAAACUAUGCUGCAUAGCUUUUGGGACCUGCAAAGAUAUGAGAGGAAUAAGAAUAGUCUUCUAACAUUUAUGUUCUCUUUUUUCCUUUUGGGGGGAGUCAGAGGAGGGGGAAGAGGGGGUGGUGGUGCAGGGUUUUUGUUGCAUGUAGCAUCGGUAAGUGAGUCAUGAGUAUUGUCUGUCUUUAGUCUAGGAUAUGUUGGUUAGGCUUCCGAUGAAAAUGUACUUCAUGAUGGGUCCUUUGGACAUAACAUCAGCUGUUAAGGAAUCAUAACGAUUGCUCAAAUCUAAACUGUUGAGAAGACAUGUUCGAUUAUGGAGCUGCAAGAUGAAUUUCUCAUACAAGUAAGUAAUGUAAUUGCCUCUGAGCUCAUCAUCUUGUUCCUUUAUUCAUUCUGUUGGUUGUUCUCUUAAGCAUACAUUAAAAUGUGAAGUCUUUUGAUAGGCUGAGUUACAUCUUUCCUUCCACUGAUCUAGUAGCUCACUCAGAGUUUAUGUCGUUCCCAGCAAUUUUCCUUAUGUAACAUCUUUCAGUGUUCGAUUAUGUCAAGAAAUUAUUUAUGUUGUGGCUAUCAUAACUUGUAAGAUCUUGUGUAUCGGACUUAUUUAGAGAUUCUUUCUUGCUGGGAACAGAUUUUCAAUGUUGAGGCUUCCCACAUAGCCACUGUAAGUUAUCGUCACACUUUUGGCUUAAUGUCUGGUUUCACAGACUCACUCCACAUAUGUACCAUGGGAUUGUGUCCCUUUGCCCCUUUGCCUUCACAAGCAUCAGCAGCGAUCCCAAUGCUCCUAUGCUACUGGUGUUGCUUGAUUUCUACUAUGUGCUUUGGGUGUUAAAAAUAGGUUUAGCUACGACGUGGCUGUCAGACUUGAGCUAAGGAAAUCAACAGAACAUUUGCGUGCCUUUUUAUUUGCAACUAGCACAUGUCACGUGUACAUUUAUUUAGGCACUUAUGCAAGUUUGGAAAAUAGGUCCUCUGGUAGUAUGACAGCUAGAAUUGGUUUCUUUCAUUUUAUUCCAACCCUAAGCAUUUCUUCAUAACAACCUAUCACUUUGAUCUAAUCUUUUGUUCAGGGUCUGCCGCUACUUCUGUACGAUGUGUAUAGACAUUUCAUCUUCUGCUUAGAAACAUAUCAUUCUAAAGAUAUCUUUCUUCCUAUUGUAAUGCUAGCAGUCUUAAGAGAACCAGAAAGUGUCAGACAACAGUCUGAAGAUGGUGCACGCUGAGAUUGGAUGACUGGCAGCUUGAAAUCACCUCCCUAAAGUAUAAACACAUACUACUAUGAUGAUUUAGAAUGGCUGAAGUGCAAUUGAAGUUUUUCCACUGUGGCAUUUAUAGAUUCACAAUAUGGAUGCUUAGCUGAUUGUUUAUUGCUUUCAGAUUUUGAUGUCAUUUAACUUGGGACCUUGAUCUGAUGCCUUAACUUCCAAUUGUUCUCCAUGAAUUGGUAAAAGAUGAAAUGCUUUUCCUCCUCCCAACGCAAAUGAGCUAUUGGAUUUUGGCCAGCAAAGUUAUUAAAUGAGUGAUGAAAAUCUAAUGGUUCUAAUCACUAGAUUUUUUCUAUGGUAUCUGUUUGCGUGCUUACGUGUUGGUUACAUAGUGAAUUGUGAAGUGUUUAGGGAGGCCCAGUAUUAUAGGAUUUUUGUCCUGAUAAUUAGGUCAGGUUAUGUGGUUCUGUAGUUUCCUUGCAAGGCUUCACAAGUGCAGGAGCAUGCUCGCUUUCCCUUGUUGGUUUUGGACUUGGCUAGUUUACUAUUCCUUAGUCUUCUUCAUUAAUAAUUGGACUUGGUCCUUCAUUCUUGUUUCAAUCAAUGCAGACUACACAUCUGAUUGCCGCUAAUUUUGUUUUCCCAGUUAGCAAUUUAUUUAUUUAUUUGUUUUUUUUUUUGUGUGUUUGCAAAGAAUUUAACAUAGAUGAAUCUUGCUGGCUAUUACUGUGGUAUGUUUGACAUUGAAAUUGUCAUUCUUAUUCUCCAGGUUGCAAGAGCUUGGAAGUGGGAACUUCCCAUCUCUCCUGCUUGAUUUGUUGAUUUUUCACUUCACAAGGGAUGUUCUUGCUUUUUUGUAAAUUUGAAGGAGCUUGUACUAGAUAAUGUACAUGGGGUCUGAGCUGCCCUGAGGGCUGCUAAACGAACUAAGUUGUCUUAUGGUCUUAUUUUACCUAAAAUGAAGCGUUUUACACCUACCCCUCAAAGCUGGAAGAAAGCUGACAAUCUGUGAUCUGGAGCAAAGAGUACCAGAGUACUUCAUUACGUAGUUGAACUAAGAUUUGCCUGUUUGAAUUCAUUAACAUAUUUCUGGCAAUUUGAUUCAUAAGGUUUACAAUGUAAUUGUGAUCUUUUAAAGAAAUGUAUAGGUUGGUAUCUGUUUACUGUAGCAGUGCAUGGCUUGGGCUCAAAGCAGUUUGGAUGAUGCUCUACAUGAAAAUGUACCAAGAGGCUUGAACGCAAGAGGAUCAUUUUGCAAGAGCAGAAACAGAUGAUAAUCUACCUCGCAAACAUUCAGCUCCCCUUCAAUCCCAAGGGUGCAUAACUUGGCAUUACUCGGGCUGAAACGUACAAGCGCAUGCUCUUUGUAAAGGGGAGUGGAUACUUCAAUGGAAUCUCUUGUUGUCAAGUCUUCAGUACUUGAAUGCGAAAGCAGCAUGAUCCAUAAUGGUUUUAGGUGACAGGAAAUUGUAUUUGAAUGGUAAAGACCAAGAUUAAACUUGUAUGAGAAGAUCUGCCAUUAGGGUUGGUCUCAUGUAUUUGAGCUGGCAGUUCUAUUUGCAUUUGGUGCAUUGGACCCAAUUUACUAUGUGUACUCGCAAUCCUUGCCAGGACUUUGUUGUAUGAAACUUCGAAGAAGUUUAAUAAAACAAUGAAAAUUUUUAUGCCA
Messenger RNA from Coffea arabica (coffee), 5870 nucleotides. RefSeq names its product protein FLX-like 1. NCBI's taxonomy places the organism in Eukaryota, Viridiplantae, Streptophyta, Magnoliopsida, Gentianales, Rubiaceae. The record is from RefSeq and is a predicted model, not a curated record.